GACGCCAAUCCUGGAGGAAGGCGGUGUCCGCCACGUGGCCGUAUGGGUGAUGAUAAAGUUCAAAACGUCAAAGAUCAACACAACCUUGUCCUCCCUAUUUCUCGUGUGGCAAUACGCUGCUGGCAGUUACAAGUGUGUUUGCAUUGCCCCUUGGACUACUUAGUGCUGCCUGCUAUGCUACACAGACAUCUACACAACAGAAUCUGGAGGAGGGCUGCGGUGGCUGGUGAUGAAGGAGCGGCGUCCAAGAGUCACUGUAAGGCGUGGCAGUAUAACAGGGAGCGCCGUACCCAAAUUCGUUCCCCGCAGACUAGGAACAGGCCACUGACUCCAAGAAGUCAAUGUCCCCAUUGGUUCAAUGACGUGAGGCCCAAGACCCAGUGUUGGCUGAUUGAUUCCUUUGUUGGGCGGCGAGGAGCGGCGAGGAGCAGGCCAUCCGCACUCUCCUCGAGACGUUCCACAUGUGCUGAUGAGGAUGGUGCCGAGAUGAUAUGAGAGGAGAGAUGAAUUAGGAAAGAUUAAGAUAGUUUCGUCUUGGAAAUUCUUUUGAACUUUUACUGUCAAUGUCGUAUUUUGUUGACAUUAGUGAAAUGGAAUGUUGCUUCGGAAAAUGAUAAAGAAGGAUGAUUCUUUUCUGUGUUGAAGAAUUAGGUAUUUGAGAGAGCAGUGCAGAUAUGUGUGUCUAAGCAGUAUAGCAUGAGAAAGCAAUCACAUUGCAGUUAAAGGUCUAAUUAGAAAAAAUAUAUAUAUACAUACCGGUACACUAAAUAAAAAAAGUACAUAAUCGUAUCUCAAAACAAUGGAAGAGCGAAACAUCCUGUCGGUAAUUAAAGUAUCAACAAAAAAAGGAGGCAUACACUCAUACGGCAGGUGUUUCAAUAAUGGUUGCACGACAAGGUCUGAAAAGUGCUGAAUCCACUCGGAGAGAGGAAUAUUGCACAUAAAGGCGCAAAACCCAUUCGAGUUCUGGAAAUGACUUCAAAGUGUAUGAGUUGCAGGACAUAAAGUGGAUGAAUGCAGCCUGUCCUGCAGUAUAGUGGCACAGGACAUGAAGGAAUAUAGGUGCUGGUGCCGAGAGGAGAAAGCCCAACGAUACAGCUAUACACAUUCUUUUCUUUUCACUUAAAUGGAAACAGGGAUAGAAAUAAACAAUAAAUUGGAAAGAGAGGAAUGAAAAAAAGUAGGUUUCUCAAUGCUAUUCCAGAAGGGACUAGCGGCAUAAUUGAAGAAAGGUUGAAUUAGUCCCCGAGAGGCCACUACACCACCGAAAAAUGGUUUUGUUCGCGCAGUGCUGCCGUGUACUGAAUCUGGCGGUAGCUAGGGGGGAAGAGAGGAAGGGGUAGCUGAAAUGACUGGCAGUGGAAAGAAUUGUAAUUUUAUGUAAAUAUGAUGUGUAUUGUGAAAGUAAUGAUAAAACAACCGAACAACAAGCAGCAAAAGUAACAAGAACAUAAUAUUUUCAAAGACCAUCCCCGCCAAGUGGAGGAAUGAAUACCUACAAAAUUAUAUGAAGAAAAUAAGAUAUAGUAGAAGAAGAAGAAAAGAAAAAGAAAUGAUAAAGAAAAAUGACAAAUAAACUGACAGAAAAUGAAAAGUGUCAGGAGUAAGUAACGCAGGGACAAAGAGAUGGAUGGAGAGAAGAUGGUGAAGGGGAUGGAAAGGAGGGAAUAAAGAGGGGGAAGAGAGGUGAGGGGACGGCAGGAAUAGGGGAACGGCGGUGUGUCUUGUGGUUGCGUCUCUUUACCCUCUCAAUAAUUUAUGAGAACGUGUACCAUUCUCUCUCUCUCUCUCUCUCUCUCUCUCUCUCUCUGUACUGUGUUUUUUCUCCUCUUUUGUAGUUUGUUACAUUUGCUCUUUCAUCGUAA
Portunus trituberculatus (swimming crab) is the source of this 1865-nucleotide messenger RNA. RefSeq lists its product as uncharacterized. The record is from RefSeq and is a predicted model, not a curated record. The coding region runs from base 43 to 495 and encodes 150 amino acids. Lineage: Eukaryota; Metazoa; Arthropoda; Malacostraca; Decapoda; Portunidae. The transcript has 4 exons.